AUGGCCAUGGCCACCCGUCAAUUAAACAUCGAGCUACUUCCUGCCGAGCAACUUCUUCGAGAGUUCCUGCUAGACUGCUCCCAACUUGUUCCGGGGCUGGAGACCUGGAUCACGGGUGGCUGGGUUCGCGAUCGCCUCUUGGGGAUACCGUCGUCCGACCUUGACCUGGCGUUGAACAAUCUGACGGGCAAGGAAUUUGUCACAGUUCUACAGGCCUUUUUCGCAAGACCGGAAAUUGCACAGAAAUACUCUGAAAAGGCAUCAUGUCUGGGAAUGUCCCAGCCCUACUUCUCGAGAGCGCACAUUGCGAAGAAAAAUCCCAAAAUGUCCAAGAAGCUAGAAACGGCUGGAUGUAUCCUGUUUGGCUUGGACGUGGACCUUGUCAAUUUGCGGAAAGAGGUGUACGAUGGAAGAAGUCGAGACCCCGACAUGGAAUUUGGCACGGCGGCUGAGGAUGCAUCUCGUCGUGACGCGACGGUCAAUGCGCUAUUCUUUCAUUUGGAAAGGCAAGAGGUGGUUGACUUUACUGGUUGGGGCAUCAAAGAUCUGGAUGCAAGGACCAUGAGGACGCCCCUCGAACCGAAACAGACGCUUAUGGAUGAUCCUCUGAGGGUUCUUCGUUUGAUAAGAGUCGCCAGUAAGCUCGGGUUUUCCAUUGCGCCAGAGACUGCUCGUUGUACGCUUGACCCUGAAGUGCACCGAGCGCUCGACACGAUAAUCACUCGCGACAGAGUCGGGGCCGAACUGGACAAAAUGAUGGCAGGUAGUAACACAGAGACUGCUUUUGACUUUUUAUUCGAUUUUCAUCUCUACUCGCCCAUAUUCUUUCGGUCGGACUCUACGGUACUUGAGAAUUUGGCGUCCCAACACCCGGCGUGGAGGAUACAGUCUGCUUCUUCUUCUCCGUGGCCGAGAACCUGGCCCCUGGCAUACAACAUGCUUGGUCGCAUUUUGGUUGGCCAGAGCAAUCUAUCGCAUCUGAUUCGAUCGUACGAAAACAUUGAGUACCUUUGGUUAUUAGCGGCCUACUCUCCACUUGCUGGACUGCGACAAGCUCUGCGCAAAGAGAUUGUUCGAGAGGCAGCCAGUUCCAUCAAGGCUUCCGCAAAGGCAGCAAAGCUACUCGAUGAUUCUUUGGGGAAAUUUGACUCGAUUCGUACUAUGGUGGCUUGUUUUGAAGAGCAGGCCGGCCAAUGCUGUUCACGAGGCGAAUGCGAAACGCUACACCAAGACACAGCCAAAGACAACGUGACCAGCUUUCAGGUGUCUCUUUUCGAAAGCAUGUUAGAAAAGUACGCAAAUUUCGCAGAUUUUGUUCUCUACCAGAAGCUACAGAACGCUGUUCUUGGGCGACCACUCCUAAACGGCAUAGAAAUACAAGAUUUAUUCGGGCUACAAAAGGGAGGCAAGUACCUCCAAAUCAUCACAGAAAAAUUAUUGAAAUGGCAAUUCGACAACGCAGAAGCCACCAAGGAAGAUUGCAAGAAAUGGCUGCUUCAGGAGAAAUAUGUUCUGGGGUUGCCUACCACCGGCUAA
Molecule: messenger RNA, 1536 nt
Organism: Akanthomyces muscarius
Lineage: Eukaryota; Fungi; Ascomycota; Sordariomycetes; Hypocreales; Cordycipitaceae
Exons: 2
Coding region: 1-1536 (511 amino acids)
Biological process (GO): tRNA 3'-terminal CCA addition
Molecular function (GO): RNA binding; ATP:3'-cytidine-cytidine-tRNA adenylyltransferase activity
Source: RefSeq, a predicted model, not a curated record